Molecule: messenger RNA, 5012 nt
Organism: Ceraceosorus guamensis
Lineage: Eukaryota; Fungi; Basidiomycota; Exobasidiomycetes; Ceraceosorales; Ceraceosoraceae
Exons: 7
Coding region: 152-4915 (1587 amino acids)
Molecular function (GO): guanyl-nucleotide exchange factor activity
Source: RefSeq, a predicted model, not a curated record
CGCCCCGCCCCGCCCCGCCCUGCUCCCAUCGCUCCGUCCACCAUCGACUCUCGCUCAAUCGACAAGUUACACUGAUCACUCGCAACGGCCUGCCUGCCUGCCUGCCUGCCUCAUCACUCUCCACUCUCCACUUGAUGCGUGCAACACCGGCAUGUCGCGCCCACACUCUCCCUUCAAGACGCACCUCUCCUCAGCCUCGGCUACACUCGAGUCCUUUACAAGUCGCGCAGACAAGCAUUUCACUCAAACUCAAACUCGCACUCGGCCAUACUCUCCAGCUGCCUUACCAAACGGAUCGCGCGUCAUGGGCAGAGGAAGAGGCGACUCCUUCUCCAACACUCUAGACUCGCCAAGCAGCGGCAUGGCGGCCAUGGCGGCGACGGCGGCGACGGCGGCGGCGAGGGACUGCGCGCCUGCAUCGCCCAGCAAGGCGGAUAAGCAGACAUUUGGCAGGAGCCUGUUGAGAAACGUCUCUCCUCGCCUCCGCUCCGUCUCACCCACGCGCUUCCUUGCGAGGAGCAGUCCUGCGCAUUCCAGCUCCCACAGCGUGCAGUCACCCAAUCACAGUCACAGUCACAGUCACAGUCACAGUCACGCAGACGAGAGCAGGGAAUGGGAGAAGCGCGCUGGCCCGGCUUUUCCUUCUUUGAGCAGGAUGGGCGGCAGCAGCAUGGGCGGCAAGAGCUCCAGACCACCCAGCCCCACCAAAGAUCCGCGGCAGAGGAUGGGAAGCUGGGUAGGCGAUGAUGAGCAUGUCGGCGCUGUUGCUGGUGCUGGUGCUAGUGGUGGUGGUGGUGGUGGUGCUGGCGCGGCUGCGGCUGCGGCUGCGAUGGCGGCGAGGCGAGACUCCAACGCGCAGAUGCAGAUGCUCGACGCUUCUGUGCGACCCCCUGCCCGCUCCUCCAUCGACACUGGCGAUGCGCGCCGUCAGCAUGCUCAAUCUCACUCUCACACUCACUCUCCAUCGCACGCUCGCACAGGCUCGCGCUCCACGCCCAUCGCUGCUGCGAUCGGGACGCCAUCGAGCAGGCAAGCGCAGACUCCCAUCAACACCACAUUCACCGCCGAGUCGCCUACUACGGACAGGAUGAUGAGAGAGGCAGAGGAGAGGAGGCAGGAGAGAAUGCUGCUCGUCGUGGAUCACUGGGACGCGGUGCUGGAAAAGGCAGAAGGGGAGCAGGCAGCGUAUGUGCAGGCCAGAGCCGCAGAAGGCGGAGCGUCUUCCGCCAUCCUGCCGCACCUUGGCAGUGUGGUGCUGGAUCAAUCUGGGGCCAUCGACACUUCCGACGCUUUUCUUCCUCAUUCCGCAGUCAACACUCCCGGAUUGGGUCUCACACGCAGCGACUCGGAGCAGAGCAUAUCCCGCAUACUCGCUCCCGAUCAGCGCGGGGCAGGCAACGCGACAGCAGCGUGGGACGCUGGCAACGCCGCAUCGGCAGACAAGCCAAAGAGCUCGAGCUCGAGCGCAUUCGAAGCCAGACUGGCGGAGCUGCUAGAGACGGAGAGGAGCUACGUCAGAAGAAUAGAUACGCUGGCAAAUCGCUAUGCAGCUCCUCUCCGAGCGCUCGCCGUGGACUCGGACACAGCGGUCAUACCUCGAUAUGAAGCUCAGCGCUUGUUUGGGAACAUCGGAGAGAUUGUGGGCGCAAACAGGGCAUUUUUGAGCGAUCUGGAAAAGUGCGUCAAGGGUGGCAAGAGGGAUCGCGACCGAUUGGGCGACGUGGUCCACCGGCACAUGGCUUGCUUUGCGUGCUACAACGAGUAUUUUGCCAACUUUGAAAAGGCGAAACACAUCGAGCAGUCCAUGACAAGGUCCAAUCGCGCUUUCAGAGAUUUUGUAGAGCGCACGAAAUACGGAGUGCAGGGCAUGGGCAACAUUGGCCUGCGAGAACUGCUCAUGGAGCCCGUGCAGCGCAUCCCACGAUACACGCUCCUGCUCGACGCCAUACUGCGUCACAUGCAGCCUGGCGAUCCUCGUCGAGCGCGCAUUCAAGAAGCCGUCGGCCUGGCUGGCCGCAUAGCUUCUUGCGAAGUGGACGAGAAGACGCGAAGAGCUGCAGUCAUGUGGGGCUGCAAACGCAGCAUCGAUGGCUUUCCCGACGGGCUCAUCAGCGUGCACAGAGGCUUCAUCGACUGCAUAGAUGUCGAAGACUUUCCCAUGGACCUCUUUGGGCCAGCUGCUGCUGCUGCCUUUUCGCCUGGCAGUGUCGCUCCAGGUGGGAGCGCUGCUGCUGGUGCUGCUGCCGUGGGAACCGGCAGGGUGCAGCACUGCAGCUUGUUCCUCUUUGACGACUGCUUGGUCAUCCUCAAGAGAUCUUCUACUUCCAUCUGCGCUAGGCAAAUGGUCGGUCUAGAAGACAUCAAUCGGCUCGCAGACCAGAUGAGGACAUUUGUGGAGCGCAGCGGGACGUCUUCAUCGAGUUCGAAAGCUGCAAGCAACAAGAUGGAACUGGGAUUCAGAGGUACUGUGGAUCUCAGCGACAUCAAGGCGGUGGAUGCUGGUGGCAACGAUUUCGUGCUGCGCUUUGCCAAAGGCCCAGCGCACUGCUCCGGCGAGAAGUGGGCAGGCAGACUGAGUAGAUGUUACGCUACGCACGACACGUACAAUGCGAGCCUGGGAAGCAGCGCCUUGUCCCCUGGCAAGACCACUCCAGCUUUGGCUGCGGGCUACGGCAACGAUAAUGCUCCAGGCGGAUCAUCAGCCAGGUCGGAGAAGAUGAGGUUCCUGGAAAACCUUUGGAGAGCACAAGCUAUGGCCAAGACGAAGGAGGGACGGAGCUACGUGCGGUGCAGUAUUUCCGAGAGCUUGCAAAGCGCAGACGAAAUACCAGUCAGACGAUUGACCUACUGGAACGUGUACACUAGGAGAGCCUUCUUGGCCGAGACAAGCAAGAGCGUUGUUGCUUUGCAGGUGGACAUACAUGGAGAAGCCGAUCAACUGCCCUUUGGAACCGAGCUCGCACCUCCACAUGCUACGCUUCGGAUCCACUCGAUCGAUGAAGACACGGGUCGCUUCUCCUACACGACAGCCAUCAAGGGUUCGCGAGAGGAUGACGAGGAGAUGCUGCUACCUCUCAGAGACCUCGAUGAUCAGAUGCGCACUCUUGGCGCUCACGCCAUCAAAAGGAUGCACGACUUUGAUCCUUCCCAUCACGCCUUUGGAAUGGGCACACCGACCACGCCGAGUAGUCACAGGGGCCGAGUCGCGCAAGGCCUGGAAACGCUCAGCCGGAAUUUGUUUGGGACACCGGGAAGUGUGAAGAACUCUGCAGCUGAUCCUUUUGCCUUAUCCAACGGGCACGUCGCUUACACGCGGGGAUCGCCAGCUACUGGUGCGAGCACAAGGAGGACCAAGAGCUCCCACAGCAAGACCAGCAGCCUCAGCGGAGCCGCUCAAUCUAUCAGCGCCAGGACAUACUCGACUGCCGCGACCAGCGUCGGGAGUCGAGAGAUGCUCAGGGGCUUCUCGGCCGGUGGCGCCCUGGCUCAGAACAGUCCGGACGUGCAGGCCUACCUGAAACAUGGCACUGGCACACCGGCCAGGCUUGGCGUGCCCCUCCGCGGCAACGCGUCCUCCAAUACGCCGGAUAGGUUCCGAAGAGCGGCUUCUUUGGGCGCAGAAGCAAACACUUCGAUCGGGGACCUGAGCGCGGAUCAGUGCGAUCUCACGCCGAGGUACAGCGCUUCCGGAUCAGGCCAGAGACUGGAUGUAUUGGCGGGUGCAGAAUCUCCUUCGAAAGAUGCGUCGGCCAGACAACGCACCAGGAGCACACCUGCUCGACCGUCUCAGCAUGAGCAAGAAGGCGAACCGCUCUCGCCCAGAUCACCGCCGGUCAGGCGGAAACCCGUGCCUGGCUCGUCUGCUGGGCUGCCAGCUGGCGCGCAUGCACUUCCGAGCGAGCUCGAAGCGGAUGGGCCACGCGUCGCAAAGCGAGUCACUUCUGCAUCCAAACGAUCUGCUCCUGAUGACGAUGCGUCUGAACGGGCACCGAAGCGAUCCCAUGGAAGCCGACAGCAGUCGAGCUGUCUUUCUGCUAGCGAGAGUCUACAGCACGGAAGAGGUCCUAGUCCUAUUGGGCCUAGAAGAGCGACAUCAACGAAGGAUCAAGGCGACGGCAGACCGCGGACCAGAUCAGGCCUUUCGGAGGCUGACUGGAUGGGCUCUUCGUCUGCUUCUUCGAUAUCCGCAGAAAAAGAUCCGCAAGGGAGCGAGAUGGAGCGCACGCUGCAAACACUCGUCUCGAGUUGUGCGGCGCACUCAGCAGAUCUGAAAGAGCUUCAGGAAGAGGUGUACGAGGUGGAGAAGGGUCUGAAGAGGAGAAGCAUCGGCGAUGGUCCUGGGCUCGAGGCGCGCGACGCGGACAAGCUGUUGAAGUUCCUGAACGCUUGGAUCGGAGAGGCGACGGAGAAACAGGUCGUCGCGGCGGACGAGCUCGUAGCACUGCAGGAACAUCUCGCGAGAAUGUCGAGCGCCAAAGAUGAGGCGAGACCAGCAGAAACGUCUGCGGUGCUCGGCCUGCAGAAGGAUUUGCGGGACUUGGAAGCGGAGACGGUGGGCUUGAGAAGGGAUGUUGGAGAGAUGAGACAGAUGCAGAGUCAGGUGGAGGUGUUGAAGCGCAAAUGCGAAUUGUUGACUCAGCUGGAGAAGGAUGGCAGGUUGGAAAAUACAGCGCUGCACAAGGCCUUUAAUGAGGAGUUGGAUGGGAUGUGGGAAGAUGCGCAAGGCAGUAGGGAUGAGGAAUUGGCUGCGCUAAGAAGAGAGGUGAAGAGUAGCAAAUCGGCGCGCAACGAAGCAAACAUGCUUAACAGCUCUUUAAGGCGCGAAUUAGAAGUGGAAAAGGCGCAAGCGGAGACUUAUAGACGGCUUCUCAUGGCCAACGGACUGCUGCCCGAGACUCGCAGUGCUGCAGAGUAGAGGAUGCUUUUGAAUCAAGAAUGUAUAGAAGACGCGUGCUUGCCAAUCUUUUCCCGUUGCAGUUCAGAAAGAAAGAAAGUCUUCGAAUGUCCAUGUG